Cornus florida is the source of this 2367-nucleotide messenger RNA. RefSeq names its product probable protein phosphatase 2C 51. Gene Ontology annotation, molecular function: protein serine/threonine phosphatase activity. The coding region runs from base 1103 to 2287 and encodes 394 amino acids. Gene Ontology annotation, cellular component: cytosol; nucleus. Gene Ontology annotation, biological process: protein dephosphorylation. The transcript is spliced from 6 exons. NCBI's taxonomy places the organism in Eukaryota, Viridiplantae, Streptophyta, Magnoliopsida, Cornales, Cornaceae. The record is from RefSeq and is a predicted model, not a curated record.
GUUCGAUGAAAUGCCUAAAUAGAAAUAUAGUUCAAGAUUCCUGGAAAGAAAUUAGUUUCUUUCUUUUGUUAUCACACGUUAUUCAGUCCACUGGGACUCAUAAACUCUUCUCCUUUCUGAACACAGAUUUAUAACUGAGUUUUCAGAAAACAACAACCAAAAUUUUGGUACUGUUUUCUGAUCUGAAAACAUAAAUUUAAUUUUGGUACUGUUUUCUGAUCUGAAAACAUAAAAUUGUUGUCGAAAACUGAACCAAACAGGCCAAGUCUUUUGAUACUCUUUCCUUUAUUUAAUAUAUUUCUUGCAAACAUUGGGAACACCCGAAAAAGGAGAACCAGAAAUUUUCUACAACUUUUCAAUUCUCAGCAACUUUCCUUUAUUUUCAUGUACUUUGGUUUUCUCAUUGAGGAGAAAUAAAUUCUAUAUAACGCCUUGUAAUUGCUAAGGUUUGAUAACUAGUUGAAGAGAUUGUUUUACAUCAACUAAAAGUUUGCUUUUCAAUUCUCCUUUCUCUUGUUGUUCUUUUUAUACUGACAUGCUGAUUUUCAUUACAGAAAUACUUUGAUAUCAAGUCAAAUUAGUGAAUUCUACAAAAAUUAUAGAUAUAAUCUCUCUAUCUAUAUUUUUUUUAUUGAUAAUUAAUGAUGUAAUCUUAAGGAGGAAAUACAGAAAGGGAGCCAUUGGCAUUGUUUUGCACUUGUUGUCAUGCAUCAUGCUUAAUGCCAAACUUUUUACUGUUACACCAAGCUGCCCAAGCAAUAACCAGUCCCAGAACCAUGUGUAGGCCGGUUUCACAUUAGAUGAUGCCUUAGUAAUAUAUAUAGAUAUAUAUAUACAGAUAUAUAUAUUCUAUGAGGCAUUUCCUGUUAGUACUUAUUUUAUUUGUAUAGUUUCUUCUCCUGUGCUUAGUUAUUCCAUUAAUUUCUACUGCUAAAAUUUUGAAGUGGGGCUCUAUGCUACAGUUCUUUCAUAGAUUAAUUGUUAGUGGCCUCUGCAUUUUUUAAAUAUAAUACAUCUUUUUUCUUUUCUUUUCUUUUUUUUUUCACUUUUCUGACCCUCUUUAUAUUCUUUUUAUUCAGAGGAUAAUUCAAUCACAAAACUGAUGAUGAAAAGAUUAAAUAUUGUAGUACUUUUAGUACUACUUCUCUCUGCAAUUUCAUCUGCUACUCAGGAGGUAUCUGUAUCCUGCAUGAUGCUUUACGACGAAGGUGGUGCUCCUGCUGUUUUUGAGUCUCCUGAGUGCUCCCAAUGGGUCAUCUCCCCUGAAUCUCUUAGAAAUCAAGCUGCUAAUUGUCAGUUUGCCACACUUCAGGGGCACAGGGAAUAUCAAGAGGAUCGUAUUGCAUGCAAUCUUGAAAUGAAGAUACCGUUUGUUGGCAAAAAUGGGACCAAGGAGGUGAUGGUUGGUAUAGCAGCAAUAUUUGAUGGUCAUAGUGGUGCUGAGGCUAGUGAGAUGGCUUCAAAAUGUUUCCUGGAUUAUUUUUACCUGCAUGUUGUAUUCAAUGCAUACAAGCAAGCGUUAUCCUACCAGGAAGAACAUGGUUUGCGUAUUUCAAAUUCAGAAAGUUAUAAGGGAUUUUUACCAGCAAACGAUGAUGAAUCAAUAAAGAGAAUUUUGAAGGAAGCGUUGUUGAGGACAAUCCAGGAUAUUGAUUUAAAAUUUUCUCUGGAGGCUUUCAGUAACAGAUAUUUUUCGGGAUCUACUGCCACCGUUGCUGUUUUGGUAGAUGGUCAAAUUUUAGUUGCCAAUGUUGGUGACUCAAAGGCACUUUUAUGCUCAAGGAGAACUGAGUCUCUGCUGGAGCCAGAAGAAACGACAGGUACAUCAAUGGGGAAACUUCAUGCUGUAGAACUGACCAGAGAUCAUCAUCCAGAUAGAGAUGAUGAAAGAGCCCGAAUAGAAGCCGCUGGUGGUCAUGUUCGUGUGUGGGGCGUGCCUCGUGUCAAUGGUAUAUUAGCCAUGUCCCGCUCUAUUGGUGAUAUAUAUUUGAAAAGGUACGGUGUUAUUGCUACACCUGAAUUGAAGGGUUGGCAACCUUUAACUGCCAACGACGUUUAUUUGGUAAUUGCAUCUGAUGGCAUAUUCGAAAGUUUGAAACCAGAUGAUGUUUGUCAUCUUUUAAGCGACAAAAACUCAUCCUCACGUUUGAGCUCAUCCUCAUUGGCGGACUGCAUUGUGAAGAAGGCCUUUAAGAAAGGCAGCACAGAUAACCUGACAGCUAUAGUGGUUCCACUCAGAUCAACUGCUUUUUCACAAGAUCCUCCGGCAACAAAAGAGAUGAUGUGAUUUGUGGAGAAAUACUGAUUUCCUUCGCUUUUAGCACUUCCACUGCAAUCUCCAAAUAUCCACUUACCAUUUUUUUUUUU